AUGGCAAGACUGACUGGUUUCAUCCUCUUCUCGGCAAUCCCCGCCGUCAUUCUCCUCCACCUCCUCGUUUCCCCAUACACUAAGGUCGAGGAAUCUUUCCACAUCCAGGCAAUUCAUGACAUCCUGACCUACGGGAUUCCUUUCCCCAGCCUCAGCAAGGAUGCUAUCUUUGCAAGAUUUCGUGACCAAUAUGAUCAUUUCUCGUUUCCGGGAGCUGUGCCCCGGACGUUCAUUGGGGCACUUGCCCUGUCGGGUGCCUCGAAGCCAUUUAUAUGGUUAGAUAGGAACGUGAAUAGGCAAUUGCUUGCUCGAGCUAUGUUGGGUCUCUUCAAUGCAUUCGCCCUUCUCUCCUACGCGUCCGGACUCCAACGGGCCUUCGGCAAGGCUACGGCCUAUUGGUACUUGCUGUUUCAGGCAAGCCAGUUUCACGUUAUGUACUAUGCAUCGAGAACUCUGUCAAAUAUGUUCGCGUUUGGUAUCACCACGUUAGCAUUGCGCCUACUUCUCCCUGAUCCAACUGGCCCAAGCAGAUACCACCAGAAAUGCCGUCUGUCCCUCUCUCUAUUGACAGUCGCUGGAAUCAUCUUCCGCUCUGAACUCGCUCUGUUGCUUGCAACACACACGAUAUUCCUCUUUGUAACAGGCCGCAUUAGGCUGCUGCAAGAUAUCAUCCCUGCGGGAGUGGUAGGCCUCCUUACCGGUCUGACCGCAACGGUGGUAGUAGAUUCCUACUUCUGGCAGCAAUUUCCUCUGUGGCCGGAGCUAGCUGCGUUCAAGUUCAACGUCAUAUCAGGCCAGGCCUCCGCCUGGGGCACCCAUCCGUGGUAUUUUUAUUUUGCAAACUCCAUUCCAAGACUCCUCUUAAACCCACUAACUUACCUGGUCGGGAUCCCGUCGUCUCUUUUCCUCCCUUCGACUCGUCGGGCUUCCAUAUCUCUGGUUGUCCCGUCCUUGGCCUAUGUCGCUCUCUACAGCUUCCUACCUCACAAGGAAUGGCGCUUCAUUAUAUACAUUAUCCCGCCUCUUACCGCGGCAGCUGCACUGGGUACCUCCUAUAUCUGGACUCAUCGGACGAGAUCUACCCUCUACCGUGUUCUCUCCAUCCUCAUUCCCCUUUCCACACUUGUCACCCUGCUAGUUUCAACCUUCAUUCUCCUGCCAGCCUCUGCCGCCAACUAUCCCGGCGCACACGCUCUUAAAAAGUUGCACGUCUACGCCCAUGGCUCGCAACCAGUUGUCUCCGUCCACAUGGGGAACCUGGCUUGUCAGACUGGCGUGACACGGUUCCAGCAGCUGCCGCCGCCGCCAUUAUUGCACAUGCCCGGUCGUCCGGACUGGAAGAUUCCGUUCCUAAAGAGCGGCGCCUCGACAGUGUGGAGAUAUGACAAGACCGAGGAUGAACAUCUCAAAUCUACGCCAGAAUUCUGGGACCGCUUCGAUUACGUUCUCGCGGAAGACGAGCGAGAAGUCACCUCAAAAGUCAGUGAUCCUAGACGGUGGGAGAUUAUCGACGAAGUAGAGGGCUUCGCUGGACUGCGAGUUCUCUCACCGGGCGAAAAUGGAAAGGGGAAGCUUGAAAAGGAAGCCUUGCAAACUCUGCUGGGCGAGAACGGCGUCGCAUUGUUCGACCUGGCCCGGGAUACAAUAAGGCGCUACAUAACGAGGGGGUGGUGGAUCGAAGUCAGGAUGGAGCCCAAGAUCAAGAUCCUGAAGCACGUACGAUAG
Molecule: messenger RNA, 1725 nt
Organism: Rasamsonia emersonii CBS 393.64
Lineage: Eukaryota; Fungi; Ascomycota; Eurotiomycetes; Eurotiales; Trichocomaceae
Exons: 4
Coding region: 1-1725 (574 amino acids)
Biological process (GO): protein N-linked glycosylation
Cellular component (GO): endoplasmic reticulum membrane
Molecular function (GO): alpha-1,6-mannosyltransferase activity
Source: RefSeq, a predicted model, not a curated record